Molecule: messenger RNA, 3631 nt
Organism: Cloeon dipterum
Lineage: Eukaryota; Metazoa; Arthropoda; Insecta; Ephemeroptera; Baetidae
Gene: mirr
Product: mirror
Exons: 5
Coding region: 879-2516 (545 amino acids)
Biological process (GO): neuron differentiation; cell development; regulation of transcription by RNA polymerase II
Cellular component (GO): nucleus
Molecular function (GO): RNA polymerase II cis-regulatory region sequence-specific DNA binding; DNA-binding transcription factor activity, RNA polymerase II-specific
Source: RefSeq, a predicted model, not a curated record
GGGGGUGAAAUAAGGAAGGAGAGCCGGCCUUUCUAACGUCACUCCUUGCCGCCGUGUCCGCAGCACUGGAAGCCACCCGGCCGGCAAUUGCUAUAUUAUUUUACUACCACACGGAACGCGCUGUUUCGUGCGUGCGUGCGUGCGUCCCCACCGUGUGUGUUGUGCAGCACUCGUUGUCAGUCAGUCGUACAACAACACGGACACUCGCUGCCUGGCAGGCGAGCUAGAGCCAGAGAGAGAGAGAGAGAGAGAGAGAGAGGAUCCUCAAUAUUUAAGUAGUGUGAGCUGCAGUGACAAGAAAGAAAAAUUACGCGGCGGGUCCCCCCUCCCCGGGCGCGGCGCCUUCUUGGAUUCUGUUAUUCAGUAGCAGUCGGACUCAGGAAUCAGCAAGACGUUGCUCCCUGGCCCUGCUGCAACAGCCGGUGCGAGUGUGUGUGUGUCGCCGUUGUCGCCGCAGGGGCGGAGGGGAAGCAGCGGUAAUGAGAACCACCCUCACCUGACUCUGCAGCCAGCCCUGUUCGGCAGCAACAUCUUGUAAAAAGGCGAGAGCAAGGAGCCGGCCGGUCGCCGCCGCCGACGACGUGUGUUUUCGUGUGGGGGUGCAACGGCAGCGGCCAGAGAGCAAGCGGAGGAUCAGCAGUCAGUCACACGGAGCGACCCCUCCCGCGGCACUUGCAGCGCCCCGAGCACGGCCAGCACGCGGUCACGCUGCUCGGCAAGCGGCCCGCCCGUCGCCGGCAAGACGCGCACCGCUCUCUCGAGCUCCGCAUUCAUGUGUCGCUGCUGUCAACAAGUUGCCGAGGAUUGUCCGCAGUUGUUGUGACGCCUCGGCGUCCCGUUGUUGUGAAUCGAAAAGUGCACGGCCGAGGACAGCUUGAAUGACCGCUACCAUGUCCCAGUUCGGCUUCACCCCCGCCACGGCUGCCGCGGGGUCUCCUCCAAACUCGUCAAGCACCACGCAAGUGGCCGUCUCCAGUCCAUCUCCAGUCGCGGCGUCAUCGUCGGCGCCGCCACCAGCCGGCAGCCCUCCUGUGGUUGCUCCAGUUCCUUCGGCAGCGGCCGCCCCUGGCCGCUGCUGCGAUUCGGGCCGGCCCCUGUACACGGACCCGAUCACCGGACAGAGUGUUUGCACGUGCCAGUAUGACCCGCAGACGCACCUCCUCAACUAUCAAAGACUGGCCACCGCCGGCCUGCCGCUCUCCAUGUACAGUGCCCCUUACGGAGAGCAGAUGGCUGCCUACUUCCCAUCCCUCGGCGCCGCCGACCAACCUCCCUUUUAUGCCGCACCCGGUGGUCUAGAUUUGAAGGACAACUUGGCCGGCGCGCCGCCAGGGUGGCCCUACCCCUCCGUAUACCACCACUACGACGCUGCCUUCGGUGGCUACCCCUUCAAUGGAUACGGCAUGGACUUGAACGGUGCGCGGCGGAAGAACGCGACCAGAGAAACAACGAGCACCCUGAAGGCGUGGCUGAAUGAGCACAAGAAGAACCCGUACCCGACCAAGGGCGAGAAAAUCAUGCUGGCCAUCAUUACCAAGAUGACCCUGACGCAGGUGUCCACGUGGUUCGCGAACGCGCGGCGGCGACUUAAGAAGGAGAACAAGAUGACCUGGGAGCCGCGCAAUAGAGUCGAGGACGAUGACAACAACAACGACGACGAUGAUCGCCCUAGUCGCAAGGAUGGCAAAGACCACUUAGACUCUAAGGACUCGGGAACGGCGUCCAGCGAGGAUGGAGAGCGUCCGCACCACCGGCUGGACAUGAUGAGCCGGCCACCCCGUCCGGACACGGGCACCGGCAGCGACUGGAGCGACGCCAGGCCAGACAGCGGGCCCGACUCGCCCGAGUACCUGUACGAGAAGUCGCAGCACCUGCUGCACCACCCUUCGGUGAAACUGCCCCCCGGCUCGCCUCCGUCGGACGGGGUGCCGAAACCGCGUAUCUGGUCACUGGCCGACAUGGCCAGCAAAGAAAACGACCACCACAUGCCGGCGCACCACCCUGUGUCAGCGUUCUACGCAGGCAAGCUCGUACCGUCGGCGGCGAUCGCGGCUCGUGCGGCUGCAGCCGCAGGGCUGGCGCAGCCGCCUCCCCACCACCCAAUGUACGCGCGGCCGCCGGCGCCGCCUCACCCCGACUUCUACCGGCUGUACAGCAACGCCGCGCACCUGCACGGCGGCGACGUGGCGCUGCUCGAGUCAUACUCGCGCCAGUUCGGCGCCGGCAACACCGCCCCCCUCUCCGUGCUGUCCAAGGCAGCCGCUGCGGCGGCCGCCGGCAGCGCCGUCGCGGCGGCGGGCUUUUUGAACGGGGUCACGCCCAUCCCACCGCACUCGUCCGCCUCGUCCAGCUCGUCCUCGAUGGAGCACCAGCUGCAAUCGGCCGGUCUGCUGACCAAGGUGGCCGGCGGCGGAAGCCCUCCGCCCCCGCACACCAGUCUCCCCGCCGCCGCCACCCCCGGCAAGGGCAGUCCCCCUAGCAGUAACGGUGGCGCGGCGGCGGCGGCGAAGGCUUGACCGCAGGCGCUCAUCGCCAGGCCCGGUGCGCGCUACGCCACGAACAUUGGCCUGCAGUGGUGAAAAAAGCCGAAAAACAAAUCAGUGCGUGGACAUAGUUGAGACAGUAGAGCGAUCAUUUAGCAUGUGCGUUUGUUCCAAAGUUCUGCGCCGCGGCCGAUAGACGGAUUUUGUGUUUUUUAUGUGAUGCAAACGAUUUAUUAAAUUAUUAUAAAUGGAACACUAAAAAUCGAUGAAUAUCUCUCUGUCAUUGUACGAGUUAAACACACUAAAUUGUUUGUGAAACGCGCGAUGUAAGCAUGAUGUUAUGAUUAUAUUUGAUAAUUAUUAUUAUUACUACUGAGGAAUGCGUUUAAUAUUAUUAUUAUUUUAGCAGAAUUUAAUGACUGGCUACGUUUUCAAUGUGAUACAAAAUGUCAUUCAUAAUUACUUGAAUAUGUGUAAAAACAUGCCAAGAGCAGAACAUACAACAUAAUAGAUGGUAGGCGAGCAUUUUAUAAGGAAGCUGUUUUUAUUUGUCAGAAGUAUAGAUAGAUACUGCUUUAAUUUUCUCUGCUCCGUUGACGAAAAAUGAAAUUUAUUGAAUUCUGAGAGUAUACUAGAUAUCAUCAUCAGCUUUCACACUAGGAAGACAACAACAGUUGCAGAGCGAAAGAGGGAGAGAGUUUUUAUGUUCAACCUUUAUCGUUGCGAUCCAAGGCCUGUUAUUUUUCUAAAUGAUUUCCCCGUAAAAGGGAUCCUUUACAAACAACCAAAGCAUUUUAUCCUCUUUUAAAAACACUAGUUUGAUUGAACACAAAUUCUGUCCGAUCAUUUUUACACGCCACACGAAUCGACUUUUACCUAAUCCAAAUUCAUAUUGUCGCAGAUUCGUAGAGAUCAAAAUUUGCGUUUUAGGACACAACGCGCCCCUGGUGGUGGGCGACGCACUUUUGUUCAAAAUUGAUUAUUUGGUGUUGCUCAAUGUGAAUCUUUUUCAUUCAUCAAUAUCUAAAGUGGGUGUACUUGUAUUAAAGAGUAACGAGGUCGAAUUCGCCUCAAACGCUGUCACUCGCCAGCAGUGACGCAAAACCUUUGUCAAAUGAAACUAUAUUAAAGAGAAAAUGAAAAACGAA